AUGCGUCGUAACUCAGCAUCAGAAGGUCUCCUUCGCAGACAAAAGCUCAAUGCGCAUACCUGCGCCGUGCUUGCUGUAUUGGGCUUUGGUUCUAUAACAUAUGGCUACACGGCAAGUAUUAUUGGAACUACGUUGGGCCAACCAUCCUUCAUUGAAUACUUUGACCUUGCAACCCGUUCCGAUGGAACCGACUUGAUAUCCACCAUGAAUGGCCUUUUCCAGACGGGAGGUGUGAUUGGAACAUUACUACUCCCGACGGUCGCGGACAAAUGGGGUCGCAAAUGGGCCUGCGCUGUGUCGUCCAUUCUUGCCAUCGUGUCGGGUGCUAUCAUGGCCGGCAGUGUGAAUGUAGGCAUGUUCAUCGCCUUUCGAUUUGUGGCCGGUGCUGCUGCUUUCAUGAUCCUCGCGGCGGUGCCCAUCCUGAUGAACGAAAUUGUCCCGGUCCACAUGCGCGGUGCUCUUGUGGACGUUCACGGAGUCAUGCUCGUGCUCGGCUAUACAAUUCAAGGCUGGGUUGGAUUUGGCUUCUACUUCUGGAAGGAUGGAGGCUCGAAUACUUGGAGGCCUCCCAUCGCAAUUCAGUGCUUCUGGCCACUGUGCCUGUUGGUUGGUCUGUAUUUCGUCCCUGAGUCGCCACGAUGGUUGGUUAUGAAUGGACGUGAUGCGGAAGCUGAGGCUGUCCUGUUCAAGUUCCAUGCUGAUCCCAGCGAUCCCGAAAACACGGCUGCGAAGGCCGAGUUCUUCCAGAUCCAGAAGCAGCUCGCGAUUGACCGAACCCUGGGUAACUCGUGGUUGCACAUCAUGAAGAAGCCGUCGUACCGCAAACGGGCGCUGCUGGCCCUCGGGACUACUGGCAUCAUCCAGUGUUCUGGCGUCUUGGUCAUCAACAACUAUGGUCCCUCGCUGUACGCAUCCCUCGAUUUCUCGCAGGUUAAACAACUCCUCUACCCGGCUGCCUGGCUCACAUUUGCCCUGGGCAUGAACGUCAUGGGCAUGCUGGUGGUAGACCGCUUCCCCCGGAACAAGUUCAUCUCCUUUGGAGUUCUGGGUUGCAUGGCCAGCUUGAUUGUGGAAGCCGCACUAGUCGCCAACUUUGUGCCGUCCAACAACAAGUCUGCGCUGUCGGCGGCAGUGGCCAUGUUCUUCAUCUUCCAGGUCUUCUACGGAUUGUGUCUCGAUGGGACGCAGUUUUCGUACCUGGGGGAAAUCUUCCCAACCCACUUGCGAGCCAAAGGUGUCUGUCUUGGUGUCUCGAUGAUCUCGUUGAUGAACAUCAUUUGGCUACAAAGCGCCCCUACCGCCUUCGAGAAUAUAGGCUGGAAAUUCUAUCUCUGCUUCAUUAUACCAGGCACACUUGGAGGGCUUGCCAUCUGGUUCUUCUUCCCAGACACCAACGGCCUGCCGUUGGAGGAAGUUGCCGCUAUCUUUGGCGAUGCGGAUGAGGUGGCCAUCUAUCAACGGGACCUCGAGGUCGACUUCGCAGCACAUGCACCAAAUGGCGUCAAAGGGGGUGAGACGACGCACUAUGAGGCUGAUUCGUCUCCUGCCAGCGAGAAAGUCGAAGGUUGA
Molecule: messenger RNA, 1569 nt
Organism: Fonsecaea pedrosoi CBS 271.37
Lineage: Eukaryota; Fungi; Ascomycota; Eurotiomycetes; Chaetothyriales; Herpotrichiellaceae
Exons: 5
Coding region: 1-1569 (522 amino acids)
Biological process (GO): carbohydrate transport; transmembrane transport
Cellular component (GO): membrane
Molecular function (GO): carbohydrate:proton symporter activity
Source: RefSeq, a predicted model, not a curated record